ACUUCAUAGAUGAGCUAUGUCAACCAAAGCCUAAGCAGGUUUCAAAACAUGAGACGACAUCUCCAAAUGCACUGAGAACAUCAUCUGAGAAGGCCACUGGUAUGUGGAAGAGCCAGUCUGCUCCUUCACUCUGUCUUAUAUCUAAGGUGUCUUCUGGGCGAUCCAAACAGAUAGACUUUCCUGGGAGAAGAAAAUGCACUGCCAAGAAUGUGGGUGCAGGUGGUUCAAGUCAAUCUGAAGUAUCAAGUUUGAAUGACCCUGCUUUUGGCAGAUCAUCAGCAAAAUGCAAAACUAGGAGGCCUGACUUUGUGAAAAAGAACCUUUUAAAGUCUACUUGUGGCGAUGUUCUGCAGCUCAUGGAGGUUUCUGCUCUACCUAGACAUGAUUCUAUCCUUCCAAAGGAAUACCUCGACUCCAGUGAUGAAAAUGAAAAAAAUAAUUGCUUCUCUGUAGGUUUGUCAUCUUCAUAUUCUUCACAUAGUCCUGAUGAAAAUAACCACAUUUCUGUUGUGGAUACCAAAGAGAAUCAAUUGCAGGUGGCUAACUCAUGCUUUUUCUUGGAAAAGUCCCUUCCUUUUUCUCAGGAAAAAAGUACUGUGUUGCCUUCUCUCCACCAUGUAACACAGACAAAAGGUGUGACAUUUAAUUUCCAGAAUGUUGACUUAUCUCAGGUACUGGAUGCUAAGAAAGAGCAAGAUGGGAGAAGACCAGAAAGACAUGCAGACAAUAAAGAUUACAAUAUUAAGUCCAGCAACAGUUCUUCAAAAUCAAAAGACAAGUGUUCAGAAAAUCCUCUUGAUUCUUGUUCAGUGGAAGGUUCUGGGAAACUUGCACUCUCUGAAGAGACCAGUGGAAGUGUUCCCUAUUCACUGUCUUUUAAAGAAGGGUGUACGGACAAUGGCCAUAUGUCUUCAGAACUCUCAGGAGAAUUAAAAGUUGAAAGCACCUGUAUGGACAAGUCCAAGUCGAAUGGAAUAUCAAAAAGCAGCUUUGACAAUGAAGAUGAGAGUUUGGAAUGCAGUCUAGAUGAUGAUGAUGAAGAGGAAGUAUUCAUGCCACUGCAAGAAAUUCUCUCUUCAAGUCCCAAGCCACAGGCAGGAACCCUGGAAGAAUCUUGUCCUGACAAUUUCUGUCAGGAUGAUGUGACUCCAUUACUGAAGCUUCAUCUUUCUAAGCCUCCUGUUGUGAGCCAGGUGUCAUAUGUGAACAGCUUGGAACAUCUCUUGAAGGAGAAAGAAGAAUCUAAAAGGGUAGAUGAACUAGAAAAGUGGUUACAGGAAGACAUACGAGGAGGGGAAACUGAUUCUUCAGAUGGAGAUGAUGAGGAGGAUGGCAGUGGAGUUGAAGAUCUCUCAGAAGAACACAGGGUGUUUAUAAAGAGAUUUUCAGUAGUAGCUCAUGCCAUACCUAACUACCACCCUGGAGAAGAGAUAUUUGAUUUAUCAACCUCUGGAAAAAUCUUCAAUCAACAUAACCUUGACUUAAGGAAUUUUAAGUUCGUCCCUCAAAACCCUAUAGAAAAGCUCCUUCUUACUUCUGGUGUAACACAGCAGCUUUCUUUGGUUAUUAAUGGCUUUCUAAGUUCUGCUUACAGUUUUAUCUUGUGUCCCAUACCAAUUCUAAAGUGGCUUUUCCAGAUGAUGUCUGUUCAUCCUGACUAUUGUGUUUCCACCCAGAUUUUAGACAGAUUGAUGGAGAUAACACUAAAAAAUGCUUCCAUCAGUGAUGAACAGUCUAAACCAUGGGUUCCUUCCCUAGCUGAUGUGUCAGCUGUUAUUGUCAAUAUGGGCGUUGCGUUUAGAACUCUAUUUCCGUUGCAGCAUCUUCAGCCCAGCUUUAACGAAUGUGAUAUUUUAAGUCAGAUGCAAGAAACAGUGUGUAAAUCGCCAAGAGGAGACGUGACCUCUGCCAGUCCAGCCUUCUCCAGUCUGCCAGAAAAUAACUUAAUUAAUGUGAUUAAGUUUCUAGGUUUCUGUACAACAGUUAUUCAAGGUGGAUAUACUGAUCAAGAAAUAUUGCUGCUGCUCCUAUUGCUAUUUAAAAUAAGCUUGGAUAAGCAGUUAAAGCAAGUUCCGUUGGUGGAUUUUCAGUGCCUUUUCAUAAAGCUUCUGAUAAGUAUAAAAGACUGGGAUACAAAGAUGCCUGAGCUCUGCCUGGCAGUGAGUGAACUCUCCAGUCACCACCAUAACCUCCUGUGGCUUGUUCAGAUGGUGCCUAGCUGGAUCAUACGUGGACGGGAAGUAAGAAGACGUCUUAGCCUAGUGAUAAUUUUAAAGCUUCUUAAUAAAAAGCAUACAGAAAUACCUGAUGACAGUGACGAGCAGAUGUCUCUUCUGCAGCAGUUUCUGGUCUACAUGAAACCUUCUCAUCUGCUGGAGGAGAUGAGAGGAGGACUGGAGCAGCAGAAUGCUGAUGGAGACCACCUUCCUGCAGAACUAGAACAGGAGGCAUACUACCUAAUCUACAUCCUUCUUCAUCUGGUUGGUGAAGCUAGCUGCUUUGAUGUUGUAAAUUCUAAUCAAAGGCAACACUUACUGAAGCUUUGUAGUGCCUUAGAUAGGCACAUAAAAUGUGAUAUUAGGGAAGAUGCAAGGCUGUUUUAUCGAACUAAGGUAAAAGACUUAGUUGCUAGGAUAUAUGGCAAAUGGCAAGAUAUGAUACAAACCACUCUGCCUACUCAGGGAAAACUGCAUGACUUCUGGGAGCCAGAUUCAUGA
Molecule: messenger RNA, 2717 nt
Organism: Merops nubicus (carmine bee-eater)
Lineage: Eukaryota; Metazoa; Chordata; Aves; Coraciiformes; Meropidae
Product: protein FAM178A-like
Exons: 16
Biological process (GO): DNA damage response; protein localization to site of double-strand break; positive regulation of double-strand break repair
Cellular component (GO): nucleus; site of double-strand break
Source: RefSeq, a predicted model, not a curated record